Prunus armeniaca (apricot) is the source of this 1329-nucleotide messenger RNA. NCBI's taxonomy places the organism in Eukaryota, Viridiplantae, Streptophyta, Magnoliopsida, Rosales, Rosaceae. The record is from the annotation of a GenBank genome assembly.
AUGACAAAGGACAACUGUUGGAAACACACAUUGCUUUUUGCAAGGGCAGCCACUAUUCACGUGAAUAGUAGCUGCCCUGGCAAAGGGCAAACUGCUGGAAGUGCUCUUAUAACCUACUUGAUUGGGGUUAUAUUAGAUGUUGCCUUACUCAUUAUGGAUGAUUGUCUUCUGUUUGUGAGAGCUACUUCGAAGGCUGCUAAUAACAUUAGCAAUCUUCUUGAAAAUUUCUCUACAGCCUCUGGGCAAAAAAUUAAUUUACACAAAUCCACGGUGUUUUUCUCUGCUAAUGUUCACAAUAGAGCCAUAAUUACUCUCUCUAACCUCCUACAAAUUCAACAUAAAACUACAUUAGGCCGGUAUCUAGGCAUUCAUAACAUUGUUUCUUGGAAAGACCCAGAUAACACUAAACUCAUGAUUAAAAGAAUCCGCAACAAGUUUGCUGGUUGGAAGGCUCAGACCUUGUCUAGAGCUGUUUCAAAUUUCAUACCAAAUCAGACUUGGAACAAAGAUAAACUACUGGAAGUUGUUGAUGAAGAUAUUUGUGAGAGAAUUCUUACUAAAGCAGAUCUCCUGAAGAAAAUGUGGAGGAUCACUAUGCCUCCUAAGUGCCAUUUUGUUAUAAGCAUCUGGAGAUGUACCUCGCUCCUCCCGUUAUCUAUCCUACAGGAUUUUGAUUGUGUUUCUUGGUUAUCUACCCUCUCUAGUACAUCCAGUAGUGAUGGCCUGUACACUCUUACUAAAGCCUUACUGAUUUGCUGGCAAAUUUGGGAUACUCGCAACAAAUUUGUUUUCCAAGACAUUUCCCCACAUCUUGCGAGAGUCCUACAUGUUGCUGGUCAAAUUGGUAUGGACUAUUGGAAACUUAAUUUUAUAUAUUCCUCUAGUAUGCAGCAGGUGAAGAACAUUAAAUGGGAGCCGCCUCCAAUGGAUUGGAUCAAAAUUAACUUUGAUGGUUCUGUUCGCAAUAAUAAGGCUGCUACUGGUUUUAUUAUUUGGGAUUGGAAUGGACAUGUGUUACUUGCUGGCGCCAAAAAUGCCGGUCAAGCUUCUAUAACAAUUGCAACGUCUCUUGCUUUGCGUGAUAGUCUUGCCCAUGCAAUUCAUAAUGGGUUGCGCAAGAUUUGUGUGGAUGGGGACUCUAAACUAGUUAUUGAUUGCAUCAACAAGAAGGUCUCUAUUCCUUGGAGUAUUUUAUUAUUAGUUCAAGAUAUUUGCCUGCUGGCUUCAUCUUGUGAAGAAGUUUUGUUUAUUUAUGUCUUUCGAGAAGCCAAUUUUAUAGUAGAUGUUGUCGCUGAUUUAGGCCAUGGCCUCUCCACUUCCCGUGUUUAG